CGUGUGGUCGACGUUUGUUCUUCGGAUGUUUGGCGGACGCUCAGGUGUUUCAGUGUCAGGGUGCGCCGUCUGAAAAUCCGAGUUGAGAGAAACUCUCUCCGGGAUACUACGAACGGGGCAAGCCGCCAGUCCGCCAGUCAGUUAGCCGCUCCGGCCGUGCCCCUAUCGAGAGGAACAAUGCGAGUGAGAACCCUAGUGCUGGCACUAGCUGUGGCGUUGCCACGUUUUGUGCACGGCUCCGAUCUUUAUCCAGGACUUGUGUCGUUGGAGCGUACGGACAGUACAACCUUCGUAUCGGAGCCGAAUAUUUUGGAAAAUGUGACAAAACUGAAAAUCAACACCGUAGCUCCAAAUCCGAGGCCGAAGAAAGAAAACUUCAUAAGACUUCGAUCCCUGCCGAAGACGAAACUGGAUUGCGUCGACAAUGCACGGGAUAAACAGUUCACGCUCAAGUCCGUCAGGCGGGAUCUCCCCGGGACUUUCAGGUGCGACAACAAGUUCCUCUAUGUAUACCCAGAAGUGGAAGUGGAGAUCGAUCGAUUUUUCAACGUUAGCUUGGACUUCCUGAAACUCCGGAGCUCGACACCGAUCGAAGUCGAACCCACCGUGCCGUAUGGAAUAUCCUUCGAAAUCGGUCCGUCCACGGGCGUCGUCUUCGUUUCGGGAAUCGUCACCAGGCCUGGAACCUUGUUCUUCGCUCUCGAAUUUCUCUCGAGUGAAAACAAAGUUCUGUACAAACUCAGAGUCAUGCUCCUCCUGAAGAAGAACGAAAACAGAGCGGACGGAAUGGCCCUGGAGUUCCGGCUGCCCCCGAAAGAGACCGCGAAGGAUCUCAAUCUCACCGUCAUUCAGAAACAAAUCCGAGCGAUCAAAUGUGCGGCAGAGUCUUUAGCUGUGUCGCCAACGAGCUUCCACGGACUAAACCCCGAGCGGGAAUUCGUCGAGAGCUCAACUCUCCGAGCUCACGCUAGUUUCGCCGGGAAUGUGUGUGCUCCGGGUGCACCAGGGAGUGAAGCCACUGCCUGCAGCGAUUUCAUAAUCGACGAAACCACUUUCUCGAAGAUGAAAUGCAGGGAAGUCGUCAGAGAUCCGCCCGUCGGAGACCCGGGAGUCGAUUCGGAAACCGACUCGACAGAAACUGAGGAAAACACUGAUGACGAAACGGGUUAUGUGUCCGAUGUCAAGAUCCAGGACGGUGAAAUUAUCACGCUUUCGCCUCCCAUCGCCACUGAGGCUCCGAAAACAGAAAUCUCAUCGGGAACGACGGAGACGGUGGGACAAGCCGUUACGCCCGCGACGGAGACUCCGAGGACUCCCGAAAUCAAGGAAACAGUCGAUAGAUCUGGUGACGAGCCAUGGAACGAAGUCGACUCACGGGAUCCUGCACUUCACAUUCUGCCAAUGAAGCCCGUGCUCCUCCACGACGGAAUCCUGAAGCAGACUCAAGACGACACGAAUCUGAAGACAGCGUUGUACGGAAUGUUAAGUCUUUCGGCUAUAGCGAUUUCGGUGAUCUUCGUUUUCCUUUUCAGCAAGCUCGAGCUGUGCACGAAGAAAACCGGCUACGACCCAGUGUUCGUCGCAAGACAUUCGGACGAAAGCCCGAAAUUCGGCUGAUCUGCCCCUGUCGUGGAUAUGAGAAGCUGGGACACGGACCAAUAGUCAAACGCUGUCUGGUCAAAUUGCCUCGUGAACCGUCACAAAUGUUGGUUCGGGAGAUGAUGAGAGUGUAAUCGUUGAGCUUGGUAUUGUUUAUGAGUUAUUGCGAAUAAGUUAUUGCGAGCUUGAGCAAGUGACACGAGCUCUAGCGAGUAGGUCUUUUAAAAAUGUACAUAACGAAUACUUUAAACUUAUCCGUUCUGACCAAGGACCAUCGAAUGCGAAGAUGGACUGUUUGAUUUUAUAACUUCUUCUUUACUGGAAUGUUCCUAAGAACUCUGUACAAUACGUGAAUCCGAUCGCAAUGUCCGGAAGUCCGAUGUUGAUACAAUGUACAGGUCUGUGAAUAAAAUGAGAACUAUGGAUUAUCGCUAAUCCAUGGGAUUCCUACCGAAUCAGGUAAACUCAA
Galendromus occidentalis (western predatory mite) is the source of this 2068-nucleotide messenger RNA. RefSeq lists its product as uncharacterized. The transcript has 2 exons. Lineage: Eukaryota; Metazoa; Arthropoda; Arachnida; Mesostigmata; Phytoseiidae. The record is from RefSeq and is a predicted model, not a curated record. The coding region runs from base 178 to 1617 and encodes 479 amino acids.